Hydractinia symbiolongicarpus is the source of this 4213-nucleotide messenger RNA. RefSeq lists its product as uncharacterized. The record is from RefSeq and is a predicted model, not a curated record. NCBI's taxonomy places the organism in Eukaryota, Metazoa, Cnidaria, Hydrozoa, Anthoathecata, Hydractiniidae. Bases 1682 to 3004 code for a protein of 440 amino acids. The transcript has 8 exons.
AUCAAAAGCAAAGGGGUUCAAAAGUUAGAUUUUCCCUUGGAUAGUUGUUUAUACUAGUAGAUGAAACUUUUGUAGUUUUUAAACCGAAUAAGUACUUAUCGUAUAACUUAAGUAUGAAGCAUAAAAUAAAAACAAUUGCAAGCGAAUAUGGGAUAAUCUUUUAAACAGUUUGAUUUCUUUUAAAAAGUUGUUAAGCAACUUUCCUAUCAAUAUAAAGGCAUCCUUUUUAGCAAAUGAAAUACCAGCAGAAGAAUCAAGUUGCUGAAAUACGAUAAGAAAGUAGCAGGUAUACUGUGAGCAGCAAAAUUCAGAAAUAAAUCAAUAACACCGUCGAUAGCGCCAAGACAGAGGUCAUUGGUUUAAGUCCCACUCAAUACUUCAGUUUUUAUCUAGCUUUACUUAUACUUCUCUUAAUUAAUAAUACCUGUAUUCAGCGUGAAAAAAUUAAUGUUACGCAGUCACGAAAUGUUUAUGCACGAUAUAGCGAAUAUGAGUUUGUACGACGCACAAAUAUUCGUGAAUUUUACACGGGCUAAGGAUUAAGGAGUCAAUAAUACCCACAUUGUGUAUCACGUGAUAUUUUCAGUUCCGCUAAAAAUUAUGUUAAUUCGCCUCAUACCUCUUCGUUUUGUCGUGGAAGAUUUGAUUUGUAUUCCAUGAAACGAUUAUUGCUCAUUAAAAGAAACAUGAAGGGACAUACAAAGUUGUUGCUAUCCUCGCCUGUUCUAAAGUGACUAUAAUUUCGCUAUGAUUUUGGUAGGUGGGAUGAGGGUUGAUACUGCGAGUAUGAGAUAAAUUACUUGUUGUCUCUCAAGAUUUCUAAAUUCUUUUGUAACGAGAUUGUCAACAAUAAAAGUACCUUUUGUUUUUUUGUCUAUUAGCCAAAGAUGGUAGCGGAGUAGCUGUGGGACUCUUAUGUCUUACAGGUCAAAUUUGAUUCAUGGGAAGGAACUAUGGCUUUCAGCAGCCAUAACUUUGAUUAACCAUAUGUACAUGAUGACCUGCGAUCGAAUGGAUAGAUCUUUAAAACUUUUAAUGUUUUCGAUUCAGAAAAUAUAAAUAUGUCUAUAAAUAAUGAACUGUGUUUUACUUCUUUUAAAAACAUAGAGAAAUAUUGAUGUGCAAUGAAUAAAGAAAAAGAAUUUUUUAGAUAUCAAUUCGAGUUCAGUUAAAAUAUUUGCGAAAAAUGAGGAAAAUGCACAACAGCCAUCGUAAACUCAGAAUGGCGACUUGUAAAGCACAUUUUAAAACAUCGCAGGCAGAAAUCAAAAAUUCUAUUUGUAAAAAAUAAUGCCGACUUCAACUUAAACAUUUUCAGUAUAGUUUAAAAUCAAGCUCACAAUUCAUGAGUGAAAUAUCCGCCAACUACUGAAAGAAAAUUAAAUUUUAAAGAAGUAUCUAACACUGACCGACAAUAACUGACCAGCAUCGACCUAACUCUGAAUGCGAAAUCUACAAAGAAACCUACAUUUUACAUAGCGCAAGAUAAACAUAAAGAAAAUAAUUCCUUCUCCGUUAUAGUAAAUUCGUUAAACAAAAAAGCACUUGUUACGCCGAUGCAUUCGCAUAUAUCUGUCUCUAUAUAUUUCGGAAACUGCAAAGAAAGAAUAUUAAAUAAUUACCAUUUCAAAAGAUAAUCCACUCAAAAUUCUCAAACAGGAAACAUUCUAGCUUGAUUAAAAUGUACGUAAGCAUUUUCCUAUUUCUUUUUGGGGCUGCAGACAAUUAUUUUCUGUAUGAGAAAAAGAUAUUUACUUUUGUCAACGGAACGACAAAUAGUUCGACUCCCUUUAAAGUCAUAUCAUCUAUCAACGAGUACAACACGGAGGGUUCAAAAAGAGAUCGAAGAAUUAAAAGGUUGUUGAGGAAACAAGACUCGUUAAAAAUCCCUGGCAAUUUCAAUUAUCCUUCUAAAACACCACCAGCCAAUAAAAGUGGCCAGACUUUCAAAGCAUCGUUCAAUGAUGGUCGAAUAACAUAUGUAGAAGUUCUAGAUGAGUUCAAUUUUGAUGGCAAUAAAGCCACACCUGUUCACAUUUCUACAUCUUGGUACCGACAUAAUCAGGUAGAAAGCAUAAACCAUACACCAGGGAAAUUGACAGAAGCAGUAGAGAAUGGUAACAUACUCAAUGUAACAAUGUCACUCGAAUGGAAACAAUUAUCACAAAAUGAAUCAAACUUACUUAAUGAAGACAAAGAAUGGGAGAUAGACGAAUACUUGUGUUACUAUGAAGGGACGUCUGCUAAAUUGAAUCCAUUUGGAAAAUGCGUGAUACCUUACGUUGACAUUAUAGAACAUUUUUUAAGGCUAUGGAAAGAACAUGCCAUUCCAGAAGCUACAAAUGGACAGAGAUGCUUAGCAACUAAUAACAUUAACAGAGUUUUAGGUCAUCCAUGUGGCGUUAUUAGAGAAAGACAUAUCAAGCAAGUUUGUAAGAACGACACUUGGCAUAAAAUAAAAUACAUACAUCCAAUUGAUCAAUUUCUUCCUGUUGGAGAAAAAGAGUGGUACCAGUUUGAUACGAAACCAACGGCACUUGGAAUAACUUCAAAUAUCUCAUAUGGAUUCAACAGAUUUAAGAAUGCUUACGACAUCAAUUUUACAGUUUUAUUCAGUAACUGGACAUUUGAUUUUCCAAAAGGAUUUUUAUAUAAUUACCGAGACCAAAGCUUUGUGAAAGAAAAAAACAAGCUGGAUAUAUUCUAUUGGACCGAAGACGAAGCUGAGAAAUCAGAACGCACAAUUCCGCCAUCUUUUUUCAUAAUGGCGUAUAUUAUGAUUGGACCAGCAACAGUCCUUGUGCUUUCGUUGGUUUUGAGGUUACUCACGUGUUCAAAGCAUGCAUUCAACUUAAAAGUUUGGCAGUUCAAAAAUAAAAACAUUGAUAUGGAAGCAGCAUCGUCUUCUUUUAAAAAGGAGUCACAACGUAUUGCAAAAGAAGAACACGAAGAACGAGUAAGGGAAGCAUUAAAAGAUGAAGGUUACGACAUUGAGCAAGUAUAGCAAAAAAAGCAAAUUUGACUUGUGUGUUGCUGAUGUUAUGAAACAUACGAAAACACUUCAGCUACAUUUGUUUGCCAAGUAAAGUCUUGCAAAUGAUAAAUAUUACGGACCAUUUUUAAAGCAUUUAUAACUGAAAGAUGUUCAAUGCACCACAGGAUUAUUUCAAGCCAAGAAUUUUGUGAUUGUCAAAAACAUGCAAAAAUAUCAAUAUGAUAAACUUGCGUAUUAUAAGUAAACUAGUCCUAAAUUUGUUUACAAAUUGGCAAAAAGGCUUGAAAUAAAAGAUCUGUUUAAAUGUAGGGUUUUAAACCUGAUGACGAGUUAUAGAUGAAAACAGAUCGUGUAUUUUAAAAACAUGUUGCAUUUUUGCCUGUCAAUUUUGACGCAUCAGAAGUAACAUUUAAAUAGUUUGGCGCAUGCGUAUUUGCACACCAUAUUUAACUGUGAGUUGUCGUUUAUCACAAAAUUAUAAGUACGUCCUACUGACAAAAAAGUGAAGAACGUAUAAAAAUUAACCGGAAUAUCAAAUUCGUACAUAUAACUGAGUACGUAUAAAACAAAAAGAAAAAAGUGAUUUUUACUGGAGUUCCCCUUUAACAACAAUCUAGAUUAACAUGUGAUAAUUUUAUUUUUUUGCUCACAAUCAAUUUUGUAACGGUGGUAUGAUUAAUUUUGCAACUUUCUUGAAAAUUAUUCCACAAAAUAAAAUUGCUGUGUCAUUCUCGUCCCCAAAACCUCGGUUUAUCUUAGCAAGCUCUGGGGUCGAGAAUGUUGCUGCUGGGUGGUUUUUUAAGCUGAGCGGGAUAACUGCAGGCCGUUGUGUUUUUUUACCCAUCGCAGAAAAGUUCUUUUUUAAAUAAUUCAACAAGUAUGCGACGUAAAUAAACCUACAUAAGGCCGGGGCAAAUCAAGGCAACCUUUUGAGCAACAUUACCCGUCAACAUUUGUUGACAAACAUCUUGACUCGAUUUGUUAUGGGUAUCAACAUGUUUGAGGAAAAAAAAUGAUGAUCAACAUAACUUUUUUAUUAUUAUGAAUUAAUCGUGAAACUGAUUGACCUGUACGAAGAAAACCCUGUCUCUGGGACAUUUCUAUAGAUAUUGCUAUAUCUUACUUGUUAUGCGGAUGGGUGAUUGAUUUUUUUUGUUCGUUUGUUGUGUAUAUUAUUCCCUCUUUACGACAAGAUUCGAAUAUAUUUCUUCGAAUUUA